CCUCACUCCACUAUCAGUGUCCGAUGGGUCUGUUGAGAUAAAGUCGCAAUGCUGCUCGUGUACGAAAAGAAAUUAAACCACGGACGCAAUUGCUUCCAGCGUUCCCUCCUUUCAGCGACAUCGAUUGGCUAGCCGCAAAUGGCAAACAUCUACGCCCACGCCGACGAAGACCAACUCCAGAAGGAUGCUUCCUCCUCCUUGUUAACAUAUGGCGCCAAGUUCCACCCAGAAAUUAUCACUCGCGCCAAUGGCAUCUAUAUCUACACUGCAUCCGGUCACCGAUUACUGGACUGGAUUUCGGGGCAGAUGUCGUGCUUGAUCGGCCACGGGAACCCUGAGGUUGUGGAGGUGAUCAAGAACCAUGCUGCAUCUCUCGACCACGUCUUCAGCGCCAUGUUGACACCGCCCGUGAUCUCCCUAGCCAAGAGACUGACAAGCCUCACACCUCCUGGAUUGGACAAGGCCAUGUUCCUCAGUACGGGCGGAGAAAGCAACGAGGCUGCGAUCCGGUUAGCCAAAUUCUACACGAACAAGUUUGAAAUUGUCGGCCUGAGCGCGAGUUGGCACGGCGUCACUGCCGGAGCCAUGGGCGCGCAGUAUCAUUCAGGGAGGAGCGGAUACGGGCCGAAUAUGCCAGGCAACUUCGCUCUCCCGGCCCCCAACGCCUACCGCUCCAUCUUCCGCCACCCAGACGGAACCUACGACUGGAAGACCGAACUUAAAUACGGCUUCUCCCUCAUCGACCGCCAAUCCUGCGGCUCCCUCGCCGCCGUAAUCCUAGAACCUAUCCUCUCCUCAGGCGGCAUGCAUCCUCUCCCACCCGGCUACCUCACCCACCUCCGCCACGAAUGCAACCUUCGCAACAUGCUCAUCAUAGUCGACGAAGCCCAAACCGCCAUCGGGCGCGCAGGCUCCAUGUUCGCCUUCCAGCACGACUCCCCUACCUUCGUCCCAGACAUCCUGACCCUCAGCAAAACGCUCGGAAACGGCAUCCCCCUCAGCGCCAUCGUAACCAGCAACAAAAUCGCCGAUUUCGCCAAGGAAAAGGGUUUCUCCCUCUACACCACCCAUCUCAACGAUCCCCUCCCCGCCGCCGUUGGCGACAAAGUCCUCGAGAUCGUCGUCCGCGAUAACCUCGUGCAGCGCUCGCGUGACCUGGGCAAGAUGUUGCAAGCUGGUCUGCGCCGCCUUCAAUCGCGUUAUGGGUGUAUUGGGGACGUGCGGGGCCGCGGACUCAUGGCCGGCAUAGAAAUCGUCACCGACAGAGCAAAAAAGACGCCGGGGUUGGAUCUGGGCGAUCGCAUUGGGGAGCGCAUGAGCAAGUUGGGGCUGUGGGCGCAAUUGGGCACGCAGAGGAGUUUCUCGGGCGUGUUUAGGAUUGCGCCGCCGAUUACGAUUAGGGAGGAGGAACUUAGGGAGGGGUUGCGGAUUAUGGAGAGGGCGUUCAAGGAGACUGAGGGCAGCUUGCCGUUGUAUGAUAUGGUGGGGGAGGGGAGGGGAGGUGUGAGGGAAAGGUUGUGAGGGUACGUACCGUGGCUUAGGUUCGCUUCGUGGACGGUGUAAGCGCAAGAGCAAAAUGUGAACACACUCUGCGUACACGAAAGGGCAGGAUAUACCUGUUCGAUUCUGGAUUGGGCCCAUUGCCGUUGCAGCAAGGCCCUGAAGUACAAAGGUUAGCUGCAGGAUCGCGUGCAUAAUAAAUGAAUCAUGAGCAAUCCG
This is a messenger RNA of Trematosphaeria pertusa, 1719 nucleotides long. RefSeq lists its product as uncharacterized. The coding region runs from base 139 to 1521 and encodes 460 amino acids. The record is from RefSeq and is a predicted model, not a curated record. The transcript is spliced from 2 exons. Gene Ontology annotation, molecular function: pyridoxal phosphate binding; transaminase activity. Gene Ontology annotation, cellular component: mitochondrion. NCBI's taxonomy places the organism in Eukaryota, Fungi, Ascomycota, Dothideomycetes, Pleosporales, Trematosphaeriaceae.